UUGCUAACUUCACUGUAGUUUUUCCCGCAGUUUGGCGUCCAUACGACAGAAAAGAUACUAAAUGAAAUUUCUAUGUAUUUAGAUCAAUAGGACAUUUAUUUACACGUAUGAUUAAUAAGCCAAUGACUUUUGAUCUUGUGAUUAUGUUACGCGAGUGAUUGUUUUCUUUGAUUUCGUGUGCUGUGGUGAUUUUUGUAAACAUCGGGACAGGAACACAGGCCCACGUCUAUGACUUCUUAUUGGCAGCAUGGCGGAAAUAGUGUACCCGCAAGGCUGCCGCCCUAUCACCGAUGACCUUGGACCUGAUGAACUGGUUCGCAGACUCAAGGUUCUGGCCCACACGCUCCAAGGUCUAGGCCAGGAUGAGGGCAUGUACCAGCAGUAUAUCCCGCUGGCAAUACACCUGGCGGACGAAUUCUUCCUCACACACCCGUCGCGGGAUGUCCAGCUAUUGAUCGCUUGCUGCAUCGCCGACGUGCUGCGAGUGUACGCGCCGGAAGCACCUUACAAAGACCAGGAACAGGUGAAGACAAUAUUCCUGUUCCUGAUAAACCAGUUGCAAGGACUCCGCGACCCGAAGGACCCGGCGUUCAAGCGCUACUUCUACUUAUUGGAGAACCUAGCCUAUGUGAAAUCGUUCAACAUGUGCUUUGAACUCGAGGAUUGCCAGGAAAUAUUUUGUGCUCUCUUCUCACUCAUGUUUAAAAUUGUCAAUACGGAGCAUUCGUCCAAAGUCAAGUCCUUCAUGCUGGAUGUGCUGUGCCCACUCAUCACAGAGUCGGACGUGGUGUCCAACGAGUUGCUGAACGUGAUGCUUAUAAAUCUAAUCGAGCCGAACAAGCGCGAGCACAAGCACGCGUACGCGCUCGCCAAGGAGCUCAUAGUCAAGACUAGUGACACUCUUGAGCCUUACAUACAAGCGUUCUUCAACCACGUCCUGAUCCUUGGCAAAGAAGACAAAGAACUUUUGAUAUUCUCUAAAGUUUAUGAACUGAUAUAUGAAUUAUACCAAUGCUGCCCGUCAUUACUGUUGGCCGUACUACCACAGUUGGAAUGUAAGUUGAAAUCCGCGCAGUUCCACGAGCGGCUUAGCGGCGUCGCUUUACUCGCUAGAAUGUUUUCCGAACCAGGCUCGGAGCUCGCCAAACAAUAUCCAGCUUUAUGGAGGGCGUUUUUAGGCCGAUUUAACGAUAUAUCAGUACCUAUUAGAAUUAAAUGUGUACAAUACUGUAUGCAUUUUCUCGUACACCACCCGGAUUUAAGGAAAGAUAUCACGGAAACACUGAAAUUGAGGCAGCAUGAUGCUCACGAACAGGUUCGUUACGAGGUCGUUAUGGCUAUAAUAGCUACAGCUCAAAGGGAUUUCCAAGCGGUCGCCGAAUCUGAGGAUCUACUACAUUUCGUCAAAGAAAGAACAUUGGAUAAGAAGUUCAAAAUACGCAAAGAGGCCAUGUCCGGGCUUGCGAUGAUAUACAAAAAGUUCUUAACAGAAGACAGCGUGCCUCCCGCGACGGAGAAGGCUGUGCAAUGGAUCAAAGAUAAAAUCCUCCACGGAUACUACAUGACCGCUUUAGAGGACAGACUGUUGGUCGAGAGGCUACUCAAUACAUCGCUCGUCCCGUAUACGUUACCUGCACCCGUCAGGAUGCAAAAGCUGUAUUACCUAAUGUCAAAUGUCGAUGACAAUGCUACCAAGGCGUUCAUCGAGUUGCAGAAACACCAAUUGGCAGUUCGGCGCACGGUGGCCGAAUGGGUUGAUUUGCACAGGAAGCCGCAGACGCCGGCCGUGCAAAAGGAAUUGAUCUCUAAAGUGUUGCACAUAAGCUCUAAAUUCCUGCCAGAGUCAGUGAAGGCACAAGAGUUUUUGAACAAAUUUUCGAUACACAUGAAACAAGCUCCCGAGUUGUUGCAAGGAAUGGAAACUAUUUUGAACCCAAAUGUCAGCUGUGAAGUAUGUGUACGCACCACUUCGAACGUGUUAAAGAAACUGGGACAGCCAGUGAUGACAAAUCUAUACUACAACACAGUGAAGAUGUUGCUCGAGCGCGUCAGCUCUGUGAUGAUCGAUCAUGACUCGCUGCUCAUACUGGUGGGCUACGUGGAGGGCGCUGUCAAGGGCACAGACAUGUCCAUCGCCGAAGAGUGUGGCAUAGACAUAAAGAAAUGCGCCGAGAGAGGUCUGAAGUUGCUGGUGAUGCUGUCGUUCGUAUUCCCGGCUCACUUCCUGCACGAGGACGUGCUGAACCGGCUCACAUCAUUGCUAGAGCUAGACGACGAGAGCAUUGCGCCUCACAUACUCGCCGCGCUUACCUUCCUCGGAAAAUACCGGCCGCUCAGUGAGGCGUGCCCGUCGUUAUUCCCAAGACUGAUCACACUGUGCAAAGCAUAUGCUGAAGUUGGCACACCAAAACAAGCUAAAAACGCUGUUAGGUGUCUAUUUGUGAACGUUCCCGAGCAGCGCACACAAAUCUUCACGGAGAUCCUAGAGACGCUGAAGACGACGCUGAGCCCACACUCAGAGCACUACCGCACUGCGAUCGUCACCCUCGGCCAUAUUGCGCACAAUCUGCCCGACAACUUCCCAGUCCACAUCAAGAACAUCGUCUCCAGAAAGAUAGUAAAGGAGCUGCUAGUCCGCGAGGGCGGCGGCGGGCCGAACGCGCCCAGCGAGGAGUGGUGCAGCGAGGACGAGCUGCCGGAGGAGACGCGCUGCAAGCUGGAGGGACUCAAGUGCAUGGCGCGCUGGCUGCUCGGCCUCAAGAAGGACGAGCUCUCCGCGCAGAAGACCUUCAGGAUGCUGAACGCGUUCAUCGUGCACAAAGGAGAUUUACUACAGCAAAACCAGCUGUCUAAAGCGGAGAUGGCUCACCUGCGUCUAGCGGCGGGAGCGGCCAUGCUCAAAAUCUGCGAACAGAAGGGCGUCGGCGACCAGUUCACGGCCGAGCAGUUUUAUAACCUUUCGCAUUUAAUGAUUGAUAACGUAGUACAAGUGAGAGAAAUUUUCGCGGCGAAGCUACACAAAGGAUUGUCAAAGGGCAUCCCGAACAAGUGCCUGCCGCUGGACUUCAUGGGGCUGUACGCGCUGGCCGGCCGCGAGCCCGAGCGGCGCGUGCGCGGCGCCGUGCGCCAGUACAUGGUGGCCGACGUGCUGCGCCGCCGCGAGUACGUGCGCAACAUCACCGUCGGCACCAAGGUUGAGCGCGCGAUGAGCCAGCUGCCGCACAUCCUCCCCGACUACAUGCUGGUAUUUGCGGUGCCAGUACUUACGCAUGACCCUGCUUUCACCGCAUACGACAAUGUGUCGCAACUUAAGACAGUGAAGCAAUGCCUAUGGUUCAUACUGGAGCCGCUGAUCACACGCAACGACUUCUACUGCUACGGCUUCUACAAGAGUCUCGUGGAACGCAUGAAGAACCACAAGGACGCGCUCAAUGAGUCCGACGACUCUGUUAAUUAUAAACUGUGGGCGGUGUGCGACCUGGCCAUGUCUGUGAUCUGGGCGCGCUCGCAGAGCUUCGAGCUGCGUGACUUCCCGUCGGACGCGCGCAUCCCCAGCAUGUACUUCGCGCCGCAGUCGGACUACUUCGUCAACACGCGCGUGUUCUUACCGCCGGAGUUACAGUUCCAACCUAAACGGCAAGUGACGAAUUCAGAGACAAACGUACGUGGCAAAAAGCGGCCCAGGCCCGUCGUAGAUGAAGCUUUUGCGAACGACGUUGAGCUCACAACUGGACGCUCGGGAAGUAUUGACGCUAAGCCAUCAGAAGCGUCUGACACACAAAUCCAACUACCUGGUCUUGAGCAACCACCCGAAACAGAAUUAGAGGAACCUGCCGCGAAACGCACCAUCAGCGAAUGAGCCUCGCACCGCACCAAACGGUAGGAGCCAUACCGUCGCACGAUGUAGACUAUACUGUCGCACGAUUAUUUGUCGCGAGUUUGUUUCCGUCAACUUUAAAAAAAAAUGUUUCAAACAUCUAGUACCCUUAAUAAAGUUCUACACUUUGGAACUAGAUGGCGCUCUGUAAUAUGUCGAAGGGUAUUUGUUUUUGUACUUUAAAUUAACAUGGUCUCAAGCUUUUUAAAAUAAUCCUUCAGUUUCACAAAUUAUAGCUUCGAUAUUCUAAUUACAUUAUUUUUGUCUACAACUUACGGUGAAAUGAUGUGAUAGUAUGUUAUGUGCAGUUACCGAUAUAUUAGUUUUCAAUCUUAUACUAGUGUUAUUAGAGUACACUUUUCCAUUAAUGUAAACUCUGCGACUGUUGUAAUUACAAGUUGAUAGUUUCGUCUACAACGUCCGGCUCUCAAUUGAAGACGUCCCGUUCUGGUCCCAGUCAGGUAAAACAUACGCUUAAAAUAUUAAAGACUGGUUUCUAUACUAUCCAAAACUGACACCUAAAUACAAUUAUGUAAGGUUUAAAUUCCUGUUACAUAUAGUAACUAAUUUUAUUGUGUGCAUGAAUCAAGAUUUAAGAUGUCGGUGUAAAGUGACUGGCUACGCGCUUCUUUGAAGUGUUACUUAGUUAUAUGCGGCAUCGAUAAAUUUAUAUUAUGAUAAUGUAAGUCGACCAUUACUUAAGCUGUACCGUUUGUCACAUUGUGGUAUGGUUUAUUUUCGAAUUAACGUUUCCAGUUUAUAUUUUUGUUUUGAUAUAUCCAAAGAUCUUAUAAUAUAUAACUAGAAUGAUUAUUUAUCCCGAGAAAUGUAGCUAAAUAGCUAAAUGUCCAACUCUGUUACAUGUGUCAUUUAAUACCAAAACAUAUUUUUGGACUGAAACAAAAAGUUGUAAAAGUUAUUGUUCUGAGAAUUGUAUAUUGAGGUAAUUGCUAAAGUAGAAACAGAAAUCUAAAUUCAAAACAAGGAGAAAUAAUAUUACCAUCAUGCUACAAUUUGACGCGAUGGUUAAUUGAUAAUGUAUUUUAUUUCAAUGGCAAACACUUCAUAUUGCAUUGUGAAAAACUUUUGAAGUGGAUAAUCUUGUUGUAUAUGAUAAAAUAUUUGUGUAUAUCAUGUUGGAGGCAUUCUUUAUUGCAUCUGGUUUAAUGUAUAGCGGAUAAACCCAAUAAAAUUAUGAUAUUUUCUUAACAAUUUAAAUCAAAUAAUGAAAUAUAAAUUAACAAGUAAAUAAAUUAAGAUCUAUGCCAGUUCUUACUUUUUUUAGUAUCCUCAACGCUGACAAAUGCAAACUACAUUUGGUUUUCAUUUUAAUGUAUUUAUUAGUUAAUUUAAAACUUUUGCAUUGUUUACACAUAUUUAUAUACACUAUCGGGACUUAACGCGAUGAAAAAAUAUACUUCUUUAUUGGUGAUAUUUCGAUGUGGAUUAGGUCACGUCGUGGUCACGACAGGACAGUCCUGUACGUGUGUACGUACUAUUUACCUGCAAUUUUUUUUUAUCGCUUUAAGUCCCUAUAGUGUAUUUAAAUAAAUGUAUUUGUUAAUUCGUAAAUAUAAAACAUUGAACUGUGCUGUAACGUUAAUAAACGCAUAAAGGAUACUGGAAAUACUAGUGUGGAAUUAAUACAUAAUUAUGUGUUUAUGUACAAAAAGUGGGUUACGCCAAUAAUACAUGUGACUAUGGCUAUAUUUUGUAAAAUGAUCAAUUUUGGUAUAACAAUAAUUCGCGACAAUACCCCCACUAAUUGAAAAAGUUCACGCUGUUCUACAAUUAAUGUCAAAUAUAUAAAAAAAAAAAAAAUCAUUACCUAUUUAAUAGUGACUGAAUAUUUAUUUAUCAUUUAUAAAUAAGGGGUGUUUAUUUUAUCUGGUUAUUUCCAGGUCACGUCAGUGGUCGGGAUGGCCUCGAGAAUUAGCAAACUAUUCUAUUUCUAAUUGCGUUAUAAUAAUCUAUCCAACGUACGAAAAUGAACAAAGGCAUAUUGUCCGAUUUUAUUUUCUAUUUGUUAACAAAUAUAGAUUAUUUUACUUUGCUACGAGUGUAAAGUGUAAAGUUUUUAGAAAUGGUCUAGUUUGUUAUUUGGCUACAAACACUUACUUUGUAGCCGCUGUUCGUUUGUUAAGCGGACAGCGGCAGUAUGGAUACGAUAGUUUAGAAAUUAACAAUGUAUGUGGCAAAAUCAUUGAAGUGUCAGUUCACGAGUAUAACGCACUUGGGUAUUUUAUACAUUAAAUCGUAUAGUUUGAACAUCGUAGCAAAUUUCGAGGAAUAUUUAAGAUAAAUGGUAAUCAUUAAAAAUUAAACAUCUAUGUACAUUGCAUUCUAAUUUAAAUUUGUUUUUUUAUUUUUUUGACACAAGUAAAUCGAAUGAAGAAUAUUUGCUUUUAAUGCAUCGACGUAAACUUAAAAUUAAACGGAGUCUUUUAAAUGGAUGCCGUUAUUGCAGAAACGUGUUUACCGAUCCGCCAAUUACCCAAAUCCAUUACACUCGUGUUUUGUACGUACACAUAGAGAGAUGAGUCUGUAUUAUAGUUCUUUUUUUUUUUUAAUCUAAGUUUUAUUCUUAAUGUUUGUUUGAGCGUUGUUUUAGUUAUAAUUUGGAUCGCCCAGUCGAUUUAUCUAAUUUCCUAGAAUGUAAUGUUUGACUCUGGCCUGAGUGGGCAAAGGGGUUUGAAGAAUUAGGUAUAUAUUUUUUGUUGAAUUCAAUCGACGACGCCAGAACUAAAGUGGAAUACGAUACUGAAAAUAAGAUGGAGUUUAAAAACGUUUGAAUGUUUAAAAAGGUAAAACAAACUAUAUCUAAGCAUGAUAUAGCCUGUCUGGUCUGUCAAUGUGUCACUAAUAUAAGGGUGUGUGAGAUGACAUCUUCUGGAAUAUCUGUGGAAAAUUUCAAAUUUAUUAGACUUAGCUGUUUUGGCUGUGCUUUUAUAUAUCAUUCGAUCAGUAGUUUAGGUUCAUUGGCACUUCAGGCGGGCUGUCUCUUUGCGACUGGAGGUAGGAUGACCCUGUUUAUUGGAUCAUCAUUCUCUGCUUAGCCAAAGUAUUGUACACCUCAUAUUUAAAAAUGAUAUCGUUUUCUAUUUGCUUAUAGACAAUAUUUGAUGAUAGCACUUACCAAUCUGAGAAUAUAUAGUCACUGGUUAUUUCAUUAAAAUUAUUUUGUUUAAUUCCGUCACCAUUAGUAUGUGUACGACUACCAACACUCGAAGAUUUACUACUAUGAUUAUUACCACAAAUUCUAUAACCUUCUAUAUUUACAUAUAGUCAUCAAUCUCCGACUGCCAUUUGGUCCAUUCACGUUUUGUGACACGUGCGUAAUAAUAAUAUGUCAAUAUUCGAAUGUUGGCGGUCGUAGACAUACUAAUUGUAGCGGAAUUAAACAAAAUAAUUGUAACCAAAUAACCAGUGAUUUGGAAUUCCACAAAAUAAUAAGCGUUAGUUCAGUAAAACGUAAAAAAAUGAAUGGAUUUAUAUGAAGAAUAACAAUAAAUACAUUGUAAUUAAAAAUAUUUCAUGCCGUCUUUGUUCUAGCGUCGUUGUAAAUUUUAGUUUGUAUACGCUAUGCGAUCUUUAGGUAAACUACUUGUGAAUCACUAUCUGUUAUGUAUGUGAAAUAUUUCUAAUAUAAUUUCAUCCUAUUUUCUUUAACAGUUAUAUUAAUUGAUACAAUUUAGUUUGCACUCUAUUAAUAUUUCUUGCCCUCUUAUGUCCUGGGAUAAAUAUCUUCGGUAAUUUAUAUUAUAUAAUGUAUACGUGAGUAAGGGAAAUAAAUGCUUGGGUAUUCCUGAUAAUUAUAAAUAUAUUACAAAAUAUAAAAAAAAAAAAAUGUCCAACACUAUUUUAAAGUUUAUGUAAUAAGUUGCGUGCAAUUAUUACUAUUUCAUUAUUUUACUUUGUAAAUAGAUAGCGAAUUCUGUGAAUCGCUCGUGUGAAUUAUACUAUACAUUAGCAGUAUGAAAUAGAUGGAUUCGCUGACUUUUGAAUAAAAUUUCAGCGUGAAAUUCAAUUUAAACAAUUUCGAAAUAUUUAAAAUAAAAUUAAUAUGGAACGUCAAAGUACUUUGUGCGUAACAUGUAUGGAAUUGUGCGCAAUUUGUUGCUUUUUUUUUUUCUAAUAAACUUUUGUAUUAUUUAUGUCUGUUCGUUUUGCACAUUUUGUUUAAAAGCUGGCUAGUUCAGUAUGUUUAUUUUAAGUGUACCAAAAAGUGUCUGAUGUAAAUCGACGCGCGACACGACGUGCGAUCGCCGCAGUGAUGAUUCUCUGUAGUUAUGUAUUAAAAUAAAUAAUAAACACAA
This is a messenger RNA of Galleria mellonella (greater wax moth), 8193 nucleotides long. RefSeq names its product sister chromatid cohesion protein PDS5 homolog B-B (gene pds5). Lineage: Eukaryota; Metazoa; Arthropoda; Insecta; Lepidoptera; Pyralidae. Gene Ontology annotation, biological process: DNA repair; mitotic sister chromatid cohesion. The coding region runs from base 248 to 3859 and encodes 1203 amino acids. The record is from RefSeq and is a predicted model, not a curated record. Gene Ontology annotation, cellular component: chromatin; nucleus. The transcript has 20 exons.